AUCACCAUCCUCAUCAAUCUCACAAUAACAACAACAAAAUGUCUAAAACAUCAAUCCUUUUACCUUUUCUUCUCCUAAUCAUAUUUGUCUCUACAUCUCAAGCAAAUCGUCAACUCUGGGAUGGUGGUUUACUCGGAUCCAAAUCCGGGGUUAAUGGGAUUCCUGGGCUUCAAGGAAAUGUAAAUUGGAUGAAUCCAACACAUACAUGCACAAUGCAAGGACCUUGUCGCGGUAAGAAGCUCACGUGUCCCGCAGCGUGCUACAAAUCAUCCAACGUUAACAAGGAAGGUUAUAAAAGCAGCAGCAAGAGCGGAGGAUGUACAUUUGACUGUACUAAUAAGUGUACCGCCUCUUGUUAAUUUGGACAUAUAUAUUAUAUGUUCUUCCUAUGCUUUAUUAUCUUAUAAUCUAUAUAUAAUCUAUAUAUAUAUAUAUUAAAACGGCAUUUGUAUUGGAGAGUUUGUUUCUCUUUUGUAUGGAUACAUUUUGAUUAGUAGUGUUAUAUCACUCUAUGUACAUAAUAUAUAUACUUAUGACAUAUAAUAUUUUGCGUUUCUCAA
This is a messenger RNA of Brassica rapa (field mustard), 560 nucleotides long. RefSeq lists its product as uncharacterized. NCBI's taxonomy places the organism in Eukaryota, Viridiplantae, Streptophyta, Magnoliopsida, Brassicales, Brassicaceae. The record is from RefSeq and is a predicted model, not a curated record.